Molecule: messenger RNA, 5393 nt
Organism: Orycteropus afer afer
Lineage: Eukaryota; Metazoa; Chordata; Mammalia; Tubulidentata; Orycteropodidae
Gene: CACHD1
Product: cache domain containing 1
Cellular component (GO): voltage-gated calcium channel complex
Molecular function (GO): voltage-gated calcium channel activity
Source: RefSeq, a predicted model, not a curated record
AUGGCCCGUGAGCCAGAGGAAGAGGAGACAGCAGGGGCAGGCGCCCUGGUCGGCCACUGCCAGAGCUCACUCGGCCAAGCCGGAGCCAGGGCACGGCGGCUGCCCUUCUGGCUGCUCUGGCUGCUCGUGUGCUGGCUCCCGGGCGCCGGGGCCGAAGCCGACUUCUCCAUCCUGGACGAGGCGCAAGUGCUGGCGAGCCAGAUGCGAAGGCUGGCGGCCGAGGAGCUAGGGGUCGUUACUAUGCAGCGGAUAUUCAACUCCUUUGUAUACACUGAGAAAAUCUCAAAUGGAGAAAGUGAAGUUCAGCAGCUAGCCAAAAAAAUCCGAGAGAAGUUCAACCGUUAUUUGGAUGUGGUGAACCGGAACAAGCAAGUUGUAGAAGCAUCCUAUACAGCUCACCUGACCUCUCCCCUAACUGCAAUUCAAGACUGCUGUACCAUUCCACCUUCCAUGAUGGAAUUUGAUGGAAACUUUAACACCAAUGUGUCUAGAACAAUCAGUUGUGAUCGACUUUCUAAUACCGUUAAUAGCCGGGCCUUCAAUCCAGGACGAGACUUAAAUUCAGUUCUUGCAGACAACCUGAAAUCCAACCCUGGAAUUAAGUGGCAGUAUUUCAGUUCGGAAGAAGGAAUUUUCACCGUUUUCCCAGCACACAAGUUCCGGUGUAAGGGUAGCUAUGAGCAUCGCAGUAGACCCAUCUACGUCUCCACAGUCCGACCUCAGUCAAAGCACAUAGUGGUGAUCCUGGACCACGGUGCUUCCGUCACAGACACUCAGCUUCAGAUCGCCAAGGACGCUGCCCAGGUCAUCCUUAGCGCCAUCGAUGAACAUGAUAAGAUUUCCGUGCUGACAGUAGCAGACACUGUGAGGACUUGCUCACUUGACCAAUGCUAUAAGACAUUCCUGUCUCCAGCCACCAGUGAGACUAAACGGAAAAUGUCUACCUUCGUUAGCAAUGUCAAGUCUUCCGACAGUCCAACCCAGCACGCAGUGGGAUUCCAAAAGGCAUUCCAGCUAAUUCGAAGCACAAACAAUAACACAAAAUUCCAAGCAAAUACAGACAUGGUCAUAAUUUACCUGUCAGCUGGCAUUACAUCAAAGGACUCCUCAGAAGAAGAUAAAAAGGCUACUCUCCGUGUCAUCAAUGAAGAAAAUAGCUUUUUAAACAACUCUGUAAUGAUUCUCACCUAUGCCCUCAUGAACGAUGGGGUGACUGGUUUGAAAGAGCUGGCUUUUCUGAGAGAUCUAGCUGAACAGAACUCAGGAAAAUAUGGCGUGCCGGACCGGACAUGCUUGCCUGUGAUUAAGGGCAGCAUGAUGGUGCUGAACCAACUGAGUAAUCUGGAGACCACAGUCGGCAGAUUCUACACUAACCUUCCCAACCGGAUGAUCGACGAAGCUGUCUUUAGCCUCCCCUUCUCUGAUGAGAUGGGAGAUGGUUUGAUAAUGACUGUGAGUAAGCCCUGUUAUUUUGGAAACCUACUUCUGGGAAUUGUAGGUAUAGACGUGAACCUGGCUUACAUCCUUGAGGACGUGACAUAUUACCAAGACUCCUUGGCUUCCUAUACUUUUCUCAUAGAUGACAAAGGGUAUACACUUAUGCAUCCAUCUCUUACCAGGCCAUACUUACUAUCAGAACCUCCACUUCAUACUGAUAUCAUUCAUUAUGAAAAUAUCCCCAAAUUUGAAUUGGUUCGGCAAAAUAUCCUAAGCCUCCCUCUGGGCAGCCAGAUUAUAGCAGUCCCGGUGAACUCAUCCCUGUCUUGGCACAUAAACAAGCUGAGAGAAACUGGAAAGGAGGCCUACAAUGUCAGUUACGCCUGGAAGAUGGUACAAGACACUUCCUUUAUUCUUUGUAUUGUGGUGAUACAACCAGAAAUACCAGUCAAACAACUGAAGAACCUCAACACUGUCCCCAGCAGCAAGCUGCUUUACCACCGGCUAGACCUCCUGGGCCAGCCCAGUGCUUGCCUCCACUUCAAACAGCUGGCAACUCUAGAAAGUCCAACUGUCAUGCUGUCUGCUGGCAGCUUUUCCUCCCCCUACGAACACCUCAGCCAGCCUGAGACAAAGCGCAUGGUGGAGCACUACACAGCCUACCUCAGUGACAACACCCGCCUCAUUGCUAACCCGGGGCUCAAAUUCUCUGUCAGAAAUGAAGUAAUGGCUACCAGCCACGUCACAGAUGAAUGGAUGACACAAAUGGAAAUGAGUAGCCUGAACACUUACAUUGUCCGCCGUUACAUAGCAACGCCCAAUGGCGUCCUCAGAAUUUAUCCUGGUUCCCUCAUGGACAAAGCAUUUGAUCCCACUAGGAGGCAAUGGUAUCUCCAUGCUGUAGCUAAUCCAGGCUUGAUUUCUUUGACUGGGCCUUACCUUGAUGUUGGAGGAGCUGGCUAUGUAGUGACCAUCAGUCAUACAAUUCAUUCAUCGAGUACACAGCUGUCUUCUGGACACACUGUGGCUGUGAUGGGCAUUGACUUCACACUUAGAUACUUCUACAAGGUUCUGAUGGACUUACUACCAGUUUGUAACCAAGAUGGUGGAAACAAAAUAAGGUGCUUCAUAAUGGAGGACAGGGGUUAUCUGGUGGCACAUCCAACUCUCAUUGACCCCAAAGGACAUGCACCUGUGGAACAACAGCACAUCACCCACAAGGAGCCCCUGGUAGCCAAUGACAUCCUGAACCACCCCAACUUUGUGAAGAAAAACCUAUGCAACAGCUUCAGUGACAGAACUGUCCAGAGGUUUUACAAGUUCAACACUAGCCUGGUGGGGGAUUUGACAAACCUUGUGCAUGGCAGCCACUGUUCUAAAUAUAGACUGGCGAGGAUCCCAGGAACUAAUGCAUUUGUCGGCAUCGUCAACGAAACUUGUGACUCUCUUGCCUUUUGUGCUUGUAGCAUGGUGGACAGGCUGUGUCUGAACUGUCACCGAAUGGAACAAAAUGAAUGUGAAUGUCCUUGUGAAUGCCCUCUAGAGGUCAACGAAUGCACUGGCAAUCUCACCAAUGCAGAGAACCGAAACCCAAGCUGUGAGGUCCACCAGGAGCCGGUGACAUACACCACAAUUGAUCCUGUCCUCCAAGAUGCUCUUCACCAGUGUGUCAACAGCAGGUGCAGCCAGAGGAUGGAAAGUGGGGACUGUUUUGGUGUGCUGGAUUGUGAGUGGUGCAUGGUGGACAGUGAUGGAAAGACUCACCUGGACAAAUCCUACUGUGCACCCCAGAAGGAGUGCUUCGGGGGGAUUGUCGGAGCUAAAAGUCCCUACGUUGAUGAUAUGGGAGCAAUAGGUGAUGAGGUUAUCACAUUGAACAUGAUUAAAAGUGCCCCUGUGGGUCCUGUGGCUGGAGGUAUUAUGGGAUGCAUCAUGGUGCUGGUCCUUGCCGUGUAUGCCUACCGCCAUCAGAUUCAUCGCCGGAGUCAUCAGCACAUGUCGCCUCUUGCUGCCCAAGAAAUGUCAGUGCGUAUGUCCAACCUGGAGAAUGACAGAGAUGAAAGAGACGACGACAGUCAUGAAGACAGAGGCAUCAUCAGCAACACUCGAUUCAUAGCUGCAGUCAUCGAACGACACACACAUAGUCCAGAAAGGAGGCGUCGCUACUGGGGCCGAUCAGGAACAGAAAGUGAUCAUGGUUACAGCACCAUGAGCCCACAGGAAGAUAGUGAAAAUCCACCAUGCAACAAUGACCCCUUGUCAGCAGGGGUUGAUGUGGGGAACCAUGACGAGGACUUGGAUCUGGAUACCCCACCUCAGACUGCUGCCCUACUAAGUCACAAGUUCCACCACUACCGGUUACACCACCCCACCCUUCAUCACAGCCAUCACUUACAGGCGGCCGUGACCGUACAUACAGUCGACGCAGAAUGCUAACGAUCUCCUAACCUCCGUGAGAAGACAGGGUCUGGGAGGAUAGAGUGUGUUCAACAGAGAACAUGAGCCAGCAAGAAACCCACAGCAAGAGGCCCCUUGUGUGUGUAUGCUUUGUCCAGAGUGGUUUAACUCAUUUCCUGCCUGUUCCUAUGUUUAAAAACGAGCAGAACACCACCAAAAUCACGUUUGUGAAAAUGUGAGGCUGGUUCUGAAAUGGAGGGAAAAUAAGCCUGAUUAAUGAACCUGCCAUAAUACGAAUGGAAUGGAAAAGAGGCCAACCUCCAAACAUAGAGAUGAAACCUUGAAAUGAAACAUUGAGAACCUUCGUUAAGCUGAGCCAGAGGAAUGUUCCGAAGAGCCAGAAACAUUUGGCUCUCCUUAACUGGAAGAGAGGAAGAGCUGGCGACCGGAGGCUGGCAAUGUGGCAUAUCCUGAUGUAAGCGUGUGCUUUGAAGAUUUCACUUUGUUUCUGAGCGGUACCUAGAGACCACAUGGCUGUAUGGAACUCAAUGCUGAGCUCUAAAUGAUGCAUCUCAAAAUUUCUAAGUAAAGGAUUAUUUUUCUACUAUUUAUUGAACUUUCAAACAUUCUCAAACUUUUGGGGGAAAGAAAAACACAUGAGAAAUUUCCAGCAAUCAUCCCUAGCUAUUUUGUGCGCGAUGAAGUGGUUCUUUGGUUAAGGAACCCUCUUUUUUUAUUUAACUGAUAGAAUCCACCUGCCCCACUUCACAAAAUGCGAAAAAAAAUGAAGAACUCUUUGUCUCUGGCUUGUUUACAUACACUUCCUUUAGAACAUGGAAACAGCGUCCUUAUUUGCAACGCAGUAUUCUUUCUCUGUGUUUGACAGAAGUAGUCGGGAGGGGCAGAGAAGUCCAAGAAGUGUUUAAAGCGAUUUUUAUGUUUCUCUGUAACACAUUUCCACUCCCCGUACAAUGCUUUCCUUAGGUUUCUACGAAACCUGAUAUUACAACCCAAGCCUUUUAGCUAAGGAAAAGUUGGUUGUAUUCUCCUUGCUUUAGAAAUCUUAUAAAUUAAAAAUACAUCCCAUUUUGAUCCUGAGAAUACUGAACACAUAAGGAAAGACGUUUGUGACGUGAAAUUUUGAUUGUUAAUUAAAGAUUUCUUUUGAAAUCAUAGUUAAAAGCUGCUGCUGGUUAUCUAAGAAGUUCUCCACCAGACUGUGAUUUAUACAGGGAUUAAUCAAAUCUGGCUACUAUAACAUGGGGCAUUGUAAUUUUAAAGUAGUGUUCUAAUUACAGUGGUGUAUUUUAGAUUCACAUUUUGUGAUUCCAAUAUGUUAUAAAGACAUUCUUGCACCGUGUAUGUGGUAAAUCUCUGUUUAUAUGUAGUUGGGGAAAAAAAAUUCACUGAAUAAUGUUUUAAUGAUAGGAUAUUAUGAUAUAAUGUAAAAACAAAUUGGUUCUUCAGCAGUACAGAAAGUAAAGUCUAUGUGUGCUAUCAGGAAACCCCUACAUACUUUGUAUACAAUUGCAGUCUAGUGAAAUAAACUGUAUGCAAUG